ACGUCGACGAAGUUGGGGGAGCUAGUGUAAUACCAAAGCCGUCAGUCUGCGUCCCAAGUUAUUUUUGGAAGAGAUUUCUUUCCAAAUGAAAACAUGUCAAUGCCAGCAAGAUUCAUGCAUGUUUUUCUAAUAUGGAUAUCGUUGGCAAAUUCAGAACAAUUUAAUACCCAAGUCAGCCAUCCAUGUAAUAUUGUGCAGUCCAAUAUGACAAGAUUUGGUAUACCAAAAGUUCCAGAGUUCCUGUUAAACCGAACACACACGUAUUUGUGCAGAGGACGUGACGGUAAAGGGCAGUCACAGAUAAAGUGUGGUGGAGAUUUUAUACUUCCAGAAUGUGUCUGUACCUACCACCAUGUAGCCGAUGAGGAAUAUCAUGACUAUACAGCAUGCAGAAAUAAUGACCAGGCUGACAGUAUAAAACACAUGAAAUGUGAACAAUGUGAAAAACAUAGUGUACAUAAUGCAGGUCCUUGUUUAAAUGGAGGGACAAUAAAUUGUAGCCCUGGUGAUUUAGCAUCUGACCUCAGUUGUUUAUGUCUAGAUGCUUUUUCUGGGAGGUUUUGUGAAUACCGAAACAGCACGGUAUACAGAAAAUGUCAAAGUGGUCUAAAGACAUCAAAUCUUCCAGAUUGUAAUGACACUUCUGUUAAGGAGUGUCAAACCUCCCUAGAGGGUACUGUCUUCGUAUGUUUGGACUAUUCCGAAGAUGAAGAAUAUAACCAAUGUAGACCGAAUCCAGAAUAUACUGCAAUCACUACUUAUGGUUCACCGGCACACUUGACAAACUCCUGCAGUAUAUCUGACGAAACCUUCCAGACUCUUAUGUCCUCCAUUAUUUUACAGUAUCUGCUCUGUGGAAGUUCUGUAUGAGAUAAAUUCCCGCCAAAACUGGAACGUUUGCUAUACAGUGUGCACUGAAAUAUAUAACUGUGGCAUUUUUAAUACAACGCUAUUGAUAUUGUGCGUUAAACUAUUUUUAAAUUUCUCAUUGGAUAGUUUCAAGUUGAUAUAUUAUUUUAGUUUCGUCUUAAAGAUAAAAUUCUUAAACAGUACCAUGCAAGCUUCGUCUUUGUUCUCAGAGGAUGGUUAGAUUAAAAUAAAUCAGAACAAAAUUACAUACAAAUGAAAAAAAAAAUAAUAGUAACAAGAAAAAUCUUAAUUUUCAAGAUGAAAAAAAAAUUAAUUUAAUGAACAAGAAUCGGUAGAAAGACACAAAGUCUUCCGUUGGAAAUGGAAGACCGUAUAACUAGUCUCAUAGUAAUAGAAUGUGAGAUUUCGGAAAAAUUAAAUAAGAAAAAAAGUUUAAGGACUUCCGUUAGAAAAGGAAGACCUUUAUUUAAAUGAAAUAGAAUAGAUUCUGGAAAAAAUAUAAAUAAGACUCGGUGGGAAAAAUUAACACUCUAAGGUCUUCCAUUGGAAAAAAAACAUUAACUAGUCUUAUUGUAAUAAAAUGUGAGAUUCUGAUGACUUUUUAACUUGAUAUAUGUUUGAAAUAUACAUACCAAGUUCUUUGCUGAUAUGUUGAUCUCAAAUCUCUAAAUGAAGCCUUGUUCAUGUGUUUGUUAAAUGCCUUGUAAGAUUUUUCACAUACAUGUAUAAAGUUCUACAUUCCCAGAGUUCUUUCCUGCCACUGACACCUCUCUUUUGUAAAAUAACUUGUAUCUAUAUGUCAGAAUAUCAAAAUAACUCUGACGUUCUUGAGAAGUAGUGAUUUUAUGACGUGGAAUUAAGGAAGAAUUAAGUGUAUAUAUAUAUACAUCGUAUGUCAAUCUUCAAAUCCUACUUGUAUGUCCAUUUAAAGAUAUCUAAACCAUCAGCUUUUCAUUGUUAUAUGUUACUUGGAUUGUCAUUUUAAUGGUAUAAAAAUAAAGUUGAAAAACAA
Saccostrea echinata is the source of this 1882-nucleotide messenger RNA. RefSeq lists its product as uncharacterized. Lineage: Eukaryota; Metazoa; Mollusca; Bivalvia; Ostreida; Ostreidae. The transcript is spliced from 8 exons. The record is from RefSeq and is a predicted model, not a curated record. The coding region runs from base 94 to 870 and encodes 258 amino acids.